This is a messenger RNA of Entelurus aequoreus (snake pipefish), 3552 nucleotides long. RefSeq names its product synaptotagmin-like 4 (gene sytl4). Gene Ontology annotation, molecular function: neurexin family protein binding; small GTPase binding. The coding region runs from base 328 to 3135 and encodes 935 amino acids. Gene Ontology annotation, cellular component: plasma membrane; exocytic vesicle. Gene Ontology annotation, biological process: intracellular protein transport; exocytosis. The record is from RefSeq and is a predicted model, not a curated record. The transcript is spliced from 20 exons. Lineage: Eukaryota; Metazoa; Chordata; Actinopteri; Syngnathiformes; Syngnathidae.
UAUUUUCUCUUCAAAUCUAGUCUUGUAUCUUCUAUUUUGUCAAUACUAUUCGUAUGAACAACGACCACUACUUCCUGUUGGCAAAGGAUGCACGUGCACGGUGAGGCAGUCAGAAGAGCUGUCCUAACUUCCGGUUCGUUGACUUGGAAGUUGGAACUUUAGUGGCUUUUUCCCCCGCAGUGGAGCUUUAAGUUACUUUUUCCCCGCAGUGGAGCGAGGAGAAUGUCCACACUUUUGUCGACAAAAGCGAGGGAAGGUUAAAAAAAGAAAAGACACGGCGGACUGGAUGUAACUUUUCCUGGGUCUUGACUGAGCACCGACUCCACAAUGCUCAAGCUAGCUGACAAUAUCGACCUGGGCUUCCUCUCUGACAGCGAGCGGGAGGCCAUCUUGGAGGUGCUGCGACGAGAUGAAGACUUGAGGAAAGCUGAGGAUCUGCGUGUUCUGAAGCUUAAGGCCGAGUUGCUGGGAAUCAAGCGGAAAGGGGCCAAACGUGGAAGCGGGAGAUACAGUCAGAGGAGUUGUGGCCGAUGCCAGACGCCUUUGAGUCCGCUGGCCUUAAACAGCAUCCAGUGCAGGCAGUGCCAUCACCUUGUAUGCAGCCAGUGCAGAACCAACGUCCCCAGAGGGCAAUGGCUAUGCAACGUGUGCGCCAAAGAGUCGGACCUAAGGAAGAGUACGGGUGACUGGUUCUACAACCUGAGGGUCAACCGAUUCCUCACAUCGCCUGCACACGAGCUGGUGAGAUGCAGCCUCAGAAAGAAGCCAGUGUCAAAGAAGUAUGAGACAAUGGGAGACAUCCUGCUGAAAAAUGAAGAUUUGAGCCGAGCUGCGUCGACGCUACCAAGUGAAGAUUUAAGCGCCUACCGCCCGAAUGCAGCUGAGAUAGGCUCCAGCGACCCCCCGCGACCCCGGAAGGGACAAGCGGUAGAAAAUGGAUGGAUGGAUGCAUCGACGCUACCAAGUGAAGAUUUGAGCCGAGCUGCAUCGACGCUACCAAGUGAAGAUUUAAGCCGAGCUGCGUCGACGCUACCAAGUGAAGAUUUAAGCCGAGCUGCGUCGACGCUACCAAGUGAAGAUUUAAGCCGAGCUGCGUCGACGCUACCAAGUGAAGAUUUAAGCCGAGCUGCGUCGACGCUACCGAGUGAAGAUUUAAGCCGAGCUGCGUCGACGCUACCAAGUGAAGAUUUGGGCGGAGCUGCAUCGGUUCCUGUUCCCGCCCGUAACCCCACUUUGGUCGCACCCGCUCCCACUCCUGCCCUCGUCCCAAUCCCCAUCCCUAGACAGAGAAUCCAAACCACUAGCAAACGUCCUCCCAGUAAGACUUCAGGCUCCAUGAAGUCUUUUGAAAUAGAAGCGGAUGAAGACACGUUAAAGCCGCCGCACAGUGACACGGAGUCUGCAGACAAAGCCAGCCUGGGCAGCAGCAGAACUGGCACAGAGUCCAGACGAGUCACCCCUGACCUGCCCAGAGAGACCACCCCACGUACAUCCAGCCCAGCAGGAUCCAGUGUUUCCAGUCUGACACUCCAAGUCAUUCCAGACACUAUCAGCAUUCACAGCUCCAGUUCGGAAGCCAACGUUGUCCCAGAAAUAAGGCAAGCCAGUCCAAAGCUGGAGUUUGAUGUCGACAAACUCUUUAAGAAGAGCGUCAAAAACUUUCCACAAUCUCCCAACAUUCUAGAACCUUUCAUAUCGGAGCCAGAUGUUUGCGACCAGCCUGACUCGGGUGCGGUCCAAGAGGACAUCAAGAGCCAUUCUGUACACGUUGUAGAGACGCAAGUGCCAGAAAUAAAGCCGGUCUCUCCGAGCCCUGCGUUCGAUGUUGAGCAAAUCUUCAAAAGGAGCGUCAGACGCGUUCAGGAUCCUCCCGGACACCUAUCCACGCUGGAUCUCCGUGGCAGAAAAGACACAUUGGAGGUACCGUUUGGAAACCGGAGCCGUUCUGUACCAGCUUUAGACAUGCACGAAGAUGAAGACGAAGAUAUUGACAGCUUGGUUAACUACCACAUAAGCACAAUGGCUUCCAGUUCUGUAAGCUCAAAGAGCACACACGGCAGCCUGAUGAGCAUCUACAGUGAGUCAGGAGACCAUGACAGCGUGGAGGUGAGCGGCGAGGUGGUCUUCUCUAUGACCUAUGACCAGUCCAGCCAGAGCCUCCAGGUCUUCAUUAAGGAGUGCCGUGGGCUGGCCUGUGGUGAUCCCAUACGGCAGCUGUCCAAUCCUUACGUCAAAUGUUACCUCCUCCCGGACAAAUCCCGUAUGAGCAAAAGGAAGACCACCAUCAAGAGGCACACCUGUGACCCCGUCUACAACGAAACAUUCAAGUACUCCAUUGGCCGAUCUCAGCUGUUCACCCGGUCCAUGCUGCUCUCGGUGUGGCACCACGGCCGCCUGAGCCGCAACCCUUUCCUGGGGGAGGUGGAGAUGGCUCUGGACUGCUACGACCUGGACGCCCCGCAGGAGGAACGCAUGGCACUCAUGACCAGGGUGGUGCCGAGCGAGACUUACUACCUGUCCCAUGACGUGGAGAGACACAACAGCCAUUUUCACACAAUGGCUCCCUGCUCUGUACCAGCCUCCGCCUUUAGCCAAUCCAAAGCAGAGCUGGUGAUUUCCUUAAAGUAUGUCACACAUAAAGCGCCAGUCAGGGAGAAAAUGAAAGGCAAGAAGACAGUGGCUGUGGAAGGCGGCGAGCUGCAUAUCCUAAUUAAAGAGGCAAGGAACCUGAUGGCCAUGAAAGGAGGCGGCGGCACAUCAGAUAGCUUUGUAAAAGGGUACUUGUUCCCUUCUAAGUCAAAGACCACCAAGAGAAAGACACCAGUGGUGAAGAGGAACCUGAACCCCCACUACAGCCACACCUUUGUGUACAAGGACCUGGCGCUGGAGCAGCUGAAGACCAUGUGUCUGGAACUGACCGUGUGGGACCGAGAGCCCAUGCUGAGCAAUGAGUUCCUUGGAGGAGUACGCCUCAGCUGUGGCAAAGGCACUGUCAAAAUUGGCAGCAACGAGGUGGACAUGGAUUCGGUUGGGGAAGAAGUCAGUCUGUGGCAGAAAAUGAUGCAGUACCCCGACUCCUGGGCAGAGGGCAGUCUUCCCUUGCGCACCACCAUGAGACAGAAGAAGGGCAAAUAAGGACGCCCCUCUCAAUCACCUGUCUGGAUGGAAAGGGCGGUAAAAGUCAGAAACAAUUAGAUUUUAUUUAGGAGCAGAAAGUGCUCCCCGUGCCAUGACAGUACUCACAGCUGAUUGGCUGUAGAGACGCUUCUUCCUGAUGAAAUGUACCAAUCAAUACUCAACUCAGGGUUUAUUUUUGGAUGAUGGCACUUUUUCAUUUCUGCAGAAAUUCCUUGUCCAGGGUGUACACCGCCUUCCUUGACCCCGCUACCUUGUCCAGGGUCUACCCCGCCUUCCUUGACCCCGCUACCUUGUCCAGGGUCUACCCCGCCUUCCUUGACCCCGCUACCUUGUCCAGGGUGUACCCCGCCUUCCUUGAUCCCGCUACCUUGUCCAGGGUGUACCCCGCCUUCCUUGAUCCCGCUACCUUGUCCA